Nymphaea colorata (pocket water lily) is the source of this 1696-nucleotide messenger RNA. Its product is annotated as zinc finger CCCH domain-containing protein 62. Gene Ontology annotation, molecular function: metal ion binding. The transcript has 9 exons. The record is from RefSeq and is a predicted model, not a curated record. Lineage: Eukaryota; Viridiplantae; Streptophyta; Magnoliopsida; Nymphaeales; Nymphaeaceae. Bases 98 to 1531 code for a protein of 477 amino acids.
AGUCCCUGACGGGCACGGCCCUUUCCCCACUUCUCUCCGUCAUCAAGGAGAAAGGAAAACCCCUGUGUAACAGGUCGGACAGAAUUCGCAUCCUUCCAUGGCGCCUCGCACCAGAAGAUCGACCGCCAAGGAGAUCGAACCCCAGAACGAACGCAUGGAUCCAGAAGAUUCCGAUUACGAUGAAGAAAUCGCUCGCGUUUCCGACGAUUCUGAACUCUCGGACGAUUCGGAGGACGAUGACCCAUCUUUCGACGUCCGCGGGAAAGAAGCUUGUUUGCGACUAUCAAAUCUUUCUAUUAAAACAGCGAGAGACGACGAUUCCAUGAGCGAUGAGGAAGGACCGUGCUGUUCGGAGGUGGGCGUACCGCCGUUGGACGUGAACGAGGAGAAAUGCUUUGAGAGGGUUGAGAAGAUCAUUAAUGAUGGUGGGGUAGAUAAGCUAAAGGUUGACCAAUGCAAGAUAUACUUGAGAAAAUACGGAUUGAGGCUAACUGGCAAAAAGGAUGUACUCGUUGGUCGCAUCAAGGAGCAUCUUGAGGUCAAAGAUGGUGGUGGCCAGAAAUUGUACCCGAAAUCUAGCUUUGUGUUAAAUUGCAAAGGUGAUGCCUGUACAGGAGAUGUGGUGAUGUUUGAACAAAACGUUUAUGACAUGUUUAGCAUAGUGUCCAGGAGUGCCACGGCACCUCCAUGUGGAACCAGGCUUGUUGCUGGUCGCAUUGUUAAAGAAAGCUAUGGUGUAGCCAAGCAACAACACACAUUUACGAUUGAAGUCUUGUGGAGUGAAGGUGUGAAGCCACUUCCUGCUCUUCACCCACUGCUUAUCAAGGGGCGCAAUCUCUAUAAGCUCAAGACUAUGAGACAGAGGUGGCCCAAUGAAAUGGAGAGGAGCAGCGUCAUUCAAGAGAAGCACUUAAGGGGUUCUCGUGCCAGGUUCUCAAGAGAAGCCAGGGUGCAACUGAAGGAGAUGAGAAAAAAACUUGCCACAUCAAAGAGGACAAAGAAAUGGGGUGGUAUUACAAGCAAUCAACAGAAAAAUGUUCUGCCACGGUUAUUUCCAGAAAUAGUUCCAGCCGCUCCAGCUUUUACUAAAAAUGGACCAUUUCAAGGAAAUGCUUGGCUCGCCUCUCACAACAUGAACAGCCAAGGAGGGAUGCAACGACCACUUAGUGGUCCUCAGUAUGCUCUGCCCUCAGUUAACAGCCAAAUCCCACAACAUUCAUCAUGCCUUUCAUUCCUGCCCGAGUCUUCUGGGGCUGGCAUGUAUCACAUAGAUACUAACUUCAGGUCAAGGGCUAGUAACGUCCAACCUGCAGAGAACAUUCCCAACCUUUGCACUAACCAGCACUUUCCUUCCCACCACCAUCGCAAUCUCUGUGGAAAUGGUCAACAAAGACAGCCAUUAACCAGUUUGAACUCUUGCUCUCAACCAUGCAAUCAGCAACAAAUGAACAAACGACAGUUGUGUCGACAUUUUGUGCGUGGGAGCUGCUAUUUUGGAAACUCAUGCAAGUUUGUUCAUGACCGAAGAUGAAGAAGAGGUGGUCGUUCACAAGUGCCUGCCAUCCUAUAAGCUGGUGUAUUGGGGCCUUUGAUUUUGUUGGCCGAAAAACCUGUUGUAAUGCUUCUAUUUCAGCUUCCUUGCUCAAUCGAAAGUUAUCUGUUCUUGCUGAAUUCUUCCCAAAAUUUCCUUGCUUCA